AUGGAUGCCUCAAAAAAAGACGCCAAAUUUGCUCAUCUCACCCUCAAUGCCAACGGGCCAAUCCAAUGCGCUCUCCGGGGCCAAGCCGUCCUCAACACACCGUACUUCAACAAGGGCUCUGCGUUUCCCGUGGAGGAACGUCGCGCCUUUAAUUUGACCGGCUUGCUUCCGCAAAAUGUCCAGACGCUUGAUGAACAGGUCAAGAGGGCGCAUGAGCAGUAUCUCUCUCGGAGCGAUGACUUGGCGAGGAAUACGUUUUUGGCGUCGUUGAAGGAUCAGAAUGAGGUGCUGUACUAUAAGUUGUUACAGGACAAUUUGAAAGCCAUGUUCAGCGUGGUAUACACACCCACAGAAGGAGAUGCAAUUCAAAACUAUUCACGGCUUUUCAGACGCCCAGAAGGGUGUUUCUUGAACAUCCGAGACAAGGAGAGGGUGUUUAACGAUUUGGCCAUGUGGGGUGAAGCAGAUGAUAUUGACUACAUUGUCGUCACAGAUGGCGAGGAAAUCCUCGGAAUAGGAGACCAAGGUGUCGGCGGAAUCCUCAUAUCCGUCGCGAAACUCGUCCUCGCCACGCUGUGCGCUGGCGUCCACCCCAAUCGUUGUUUGCCAGUUGUGCUGGACUGCGGCACAGAUAACGAGGAACUACUAAAAGACGAACUGUACCUGGGUCUAAGAGAGAAGCGUGUUGGUGGAAAGGAGUACGACGAGUUUGUAGAAUCUUUUGUGCAUGCUGCGACGACAAACUUUCCAGGAGCUUACAUCCACUUUGAGGAUUUUGCAGUCGGCAACGCGAGGCGGAUUUUGGACACGUACCGCCCCAGAAUGGCUUGCUUUAACGACGAUGUCCAAGGGACGGGAUGCGUCACACUGGCUGCCAUUAUGGCUGGGUUACAUGUGUCGGGACAGAAACUUGCCGACGUGAAAAUGGUUGUGUUUGGGGCGGGAAGUGCGGGAAUCGGAAUCGCAGAUCAGGUGAGGGAUGCGAUUGCUGCGGAGGGUGGUAUAUCCCACGAGGAAGCAUCAAAGCAAAUAUGGUUGAUUGACCGGCCGGGUCUUCUCACUACAGACAUUGACGUAUCGGAUUCUCAAAAGCCAUUCGUCAAGAAUGCAGGAGACUGGAAGGACAAGGAGACAAAUCUCCUGUCUGUCAUUCGAGCUGUACAUCCCAAGGUCCUCAUUGGCACGUCGACUGUCCCCGGAGCAUUCACGCAGGAAAUUGUCACUGAAAUGGCCAAACACGUCUCGAGACCAAUUAUAUUCCCAUUGAGCAAUCCGACCAGACUGCAUGAGCAGACGCCCCAGAAUCUGUUGCAAUGGACUCAGGGAAAGGCACUUGUGGCAACUGGUUCUCCAUUUGACCCCGUCAAAGGACCAUGGGGACCAAAUGGGGAAGAGCUUACUAUAGAAGUGGCAGAAUGCAACAACUCAGUCGUCUUCCCCGGCAUAGGGCUAGGCUGCAUCUUAUCCAGGGCGAAACUACUCACGGACAAGAUGCUCGUUGCGGCAGUGCAGGCCGUGGCUUCAUUGAGCCCUGCACUCAAGGAUGAGAAUGCGCCUUUGUUGCCGGAUGUUGAGGCUGUGAGAGACGUGAGUCUCCGUGUGGCGAUGGGAGUGAUCAAGGCUGCUAUGGAGGAGGAUUUGGCAUCACAGGAAGGUAUCCCAUCUGAUGACAAGCAAUUGGAAGAAUGGGUCAAGGUGCAGAUGUGGGAGCCCAAGUAUCGUGAGUUGGUCAAGGUGGACUUGGAGGGUGCUGGCCGCGCUGCGAAGGGAGAAUUGAGAAAGGCUGGGACGGUGGAUAGAGUGUGA
This is a messenger RNA of Pochonia chlamydosporia 170, 1806 nucleotides long. Its product is annotated as malate dehydrogenase. Gene Ontology annotation, molecular function: malate dehydrogenase (decarboxylating) (NAD+) activity; NAD binding. Gene Ontology annotation, cellular component: mitochondrion. The transcript is spliced from 5 exons. Bases 1 to 1806 code for a protein of 601 amino acids. Gene Ontology annotation, biological process: pyruvate metabolic process; malate metabolic process. Lineage: Eukaryota; Fungi; Ascomycota; Sordariomycetes; Hypocreales; Clavicipitaceae. The record is from RefSeq and is a predicted model, not a curated record.